GACCACGACCUGCGUCCAUCUCAGCCUAUCCGUGGCUUCUGCAGUGCACUGAGUGAAAGCCGCCGCUCGUUGCGCAAAUUCUGGCUUCGAUCUGUGUCACCCGACUUGAGCGCUGCUUUCUCGUAUCAGACCUGAACCGGCCACGUCACCCUGAGCUAUCUGGUCACGAAUCGUCCGCAAAUCAGCACGUCUCAACUCGAAAAACACUUGUGAAAUGCAUCGUCACCAUCCAUAUGGCGGUGCGCCGGGCUACGAAAACGCUCCCCGCCGUGGCGGAGGUGGCGGCCCCGGCCCAGACAGAGCGCAUCGGUUUGAUAGAAGCGCUGGACCCCGCGGAAGAGGCCGUGGUCGCGGCGGCGGCAUGUAUGGCGGCGGCGGAGGUGCUUACGAUUUGGGAGGAUACAACGCAGGGCCGUACGAUCAAGGUUCCCCUCAAGGCGACACGAAUGGCGCACCCAGCUAUGAAGCCUACAAUUCCGGUGGUCCCUACGAUGGAGGAGCGUAUCAUAAUGGAUCAUUCAAUAACCCUCCGCCUCCGUACAGUGGUGAUACCUUUGAUCAAGGUGGCUCUCAGGAGUAUGAAGAUGGCGCCGGUUACGGAGGACCCUAUGACCAGAGGCGUAGGCGCCCAGAAAGGGAUGACAAAGUGCAUGAUUCUAUCAUUGAAGAACGUAUCCAGCGCGAGCGUCCAUGCCGCACACUAUUCAUUCGCAAUAUCAAGUACGAGACAAAUCCCGAGGAUGUGCGACGGAAGUUUGAAGAACAUGGAGACGUGAAAACAUUCUUUGAUCUAAUAGGGAAUCGCGGCAUGGUUUUCGUGACUUACUUCGAUUUGCGAGCUGCUGAACGAGCUAGAGAUCGCCUGCAAGGGUCUGAAAUCAGCGGACGACCGAUUGACGUUCACUAUUCGUUGCCGCGUGAUGACGGAAGCAAAAGCGACAGCGCGAAAAACCUGGAGUUCCAAGGUACAAUGAUCGUUACUCUCCGUUCUCCGUCAAAUGCUCCCAUGGACGACAACGAGUUACGGCAACGAUUCCAGAUGGCUGGCGACAUCAAGUCUAUCAGACCUGUAGAUGGCCGUCCAGAUGCGCGUUAUGUCGAGUUCUUUGAUACCAGAGCUUGUGACGAGGCCUUCGAUCGUCUUAACAAUCAACCUAUGCGAGAUGGCGAUAUCGACGUUACCUACGCGUGGGAUCCAUCAUCAGACUCUACAGAGCCCCGGAAAGAACGCGGCUUUGGUCGUGACUAUGAUGGCGGCGGGAGAGGCAGAAGCAGAGGAGGUCGCGGUCGCGGUCGCGGUCGGGGCGGUCGUGGAGGUGGUGGCGGCCACGACGGAGGCUAUGAUGAAUGGGAACGUCGUGACGAAUGGGCACGAGAUGGGUAUGAUAGAGGCCCGCCGCCGAGAAGAUACGACGAUGAUUAUGGUCCGGGACGCGGAGGUGGCCCUGGUCGUGGAGGCUACGGCGGUGCACCGUUCAACGAUCGAGGCAACGGGUACGGUCCCCCAGUGUCAUACGGAGGGCCGGGAGGUCCGGGUUAUGGUGACCCUCGAACCGGGCCUCCAAGCGGCUACGGCGUUGGACCUGCCCCUGCUGGUCCGCCUGCUGGGCCAUCCGCAGCCCCUUAUGGACAAGCGCCCCCGAUCUCUCCUCCCGGUGACGAUCGAUUAGAACAGGCGAGGAAGGUGCAGCAGCUGCUGGCGGCGCUGAAGCAACCAGGCGGCGCCGGUCCACCUCCGGCUGGUGCGCCGGGUCCUAGCCCGUAUUAUCCACCCCCUUCCACCGGUCCCCCGUCUUCCUAUCCUCCGCCAAGCGCCUACCCCGGCGCGCCAGGCGGUCCGGGGGCACCGCCGUCAACUGGCAGCCUUCCACCGAAUAUUAUGAAUAUUUUGCACCAGCAGACUGGUGGACAAGGUCCGCCACCCCCUAGCGGAUUAGGCCAGCCACCUCCUACUCUGCCGUCCUACGGCGGGGCUCCCCCGCCGCCAACUGGCUCUGCACCGCUUCCUCCUCACGUUCCAGGGGCACCGCCUGUCCCCGGUGGAGGUCCAGGAUAUGCGAACCUAAUGGCCUAUUUGCAAACACAGGCUGCAGCCGUGAAGCGACUAUAAGGAUAUCUAUGCACUCAUAUCUUGAAAUCCCGUCAGCAUGAGUUCUGCAACUCAUAGCCAACGAACGGAUCAUGCAUCAUUCGCGACAAACGUCGGUUAUACGUUAUGGAUGGUAUGACCCGAUAUACGACAUCCUCGACACUGGAUAGCGGCCGGACGACUAUCGGUUCGUAGGAUACUCUUACAUUCCGGUAUGUAUCGUCGCGUAGGGCACGGAUUGUACAGGGCGAUAACGUUAUUCGAGUACUAGUUCUAUCUAUCAAGCAUGUGUGUAUAUUGUGGAUGCUAACGAUGACCAAAAGCUACGGCAUUCGCUGAGGAUUGGUGCCGUGGCCGUAUUUUGUAGGGCAGUGCAUUGUGCUGGAUGGUGCACUCACCGAAAUUUAGCCAUUCU
Punctularia strigosozonata HHB-11173 SS5 is the source of this 2504-nucleotide messenger RNA. RefSeq lists its product as uncharacterized. Bases 215 to 2110 code for a protein of 631 amino acids. The transcript is spliced from 12 exons. NCBI's taxonomy places the organism in Eukaryota, Fungi, Basidiomycota, Agaricomycetes, Corticiales, Punctulariaceae. Gene Ontology annotation, molecular function: RNA binding. The record is from RefSeq and is a predicted model, not a curated record.